Molecule: messenger RNA, 3214 nt
Organism: Austrofundulus limnaeus
Lineage: Eukaryota; Metazoa; Chordata; Actinopteri; Cyprinodontiformes; Rivulidae
Product: U3 small nucleolar RNA-associated protein 14 homolog A
Exons: 1
Coding region: 224-2539 (771 amino acids)
Biological process (GO): rRNA processing
Cellular component (GO): nucleolus; small-subunit processome
Source: RefSeq, a predicted model, not a curated record
CUCAAAAUACGAUAAUUCAACAUUUCCCUUCUGGCAAUGCUAAACGUUUUUGCGACAGUUCUGCUCACGUUACGGUUAUUUUUGCGAUAGCCGCGGUGUUUACGGUCCAUGUGAGUUCGGGCAACGCUGAACGUUUUGCGACAGUUCUGCUCACGUUACGGUUAUUUUUGCGAUAGCGGCGGUGUUUACGGUCCAUGUGCGUAGAGUUCGCUCCGUCUUCAGCAUGGUGAAAGUUUCAAAGAAGAAAGGGAGCAAAAGACGAUCCAAACACGGCUCGGAUGAGCCGGAGGUCAGCAGCGUGGAGCCGCCGGUAGUGUAUGAUGAUGAUGAUGAUGAUGAAGACGCUGAUUUAAAUGCAGCAGGUGAUGAAGAUUUGAGCAGCGAGGAGGAGGAAAAUGAACGGAAGCACCAGAAGCUCUUGGAGGCCAUCAGCGCCCUCGGAGGGGAGAAGAAGCAGCUGGGAGAGAGGUCCGAGGCGGCCACGUGCAUGUCUGAGUUCACGAUGCGCGCGGAGGGGGAGGCGGACAAGGUCCAGCUGUCGGACCUGAUCGGAACCACCCCCGCCGUCUCGACCCACGUCAGGAAGCAGCUGAAGGACCUGGAGCGGAGUAAAAAGACGGUGGAGUGUCCGGUGAGCAAACAGGAGACCCAGAGGAUCCAGCGGGACCUGGCCUUCCAGAAGGCAGCGUCCGAGGUGAGCCGCUGGAGGAGCAUCAUCACCCAGAACCAGAGGGCCGAACAGCUGGUCUUCCCCCUCAACCCGGAACCGUCUGGACGCAGACCCAUGGAGAGAGUAGUGAUGGGCUGGAAGGCUCAGACCCCGCUGGAGCAGGAGGUCUUUGCCCUCCUGUCCGCCAACAAGCAGCCCAUCAACGACCCCGUGCUGACCCCUGCAGAGGAGGCCUCGCUGAAGGCCAUGAGCCUGGAGGAGGCCAAGGCCCGCCGUGCGGAGCUGCAGAAAGCACGGGCCCUGCAGUCCUACUACGAGUCCAAGACCCGCCGAGAGAGGAAGAUCAAGAGCAAGAAGUACCACCGGGUCCAGAACAAGUCCAAGCAAAAAGACCUCCUGAAGAGCUUCGAGGAGAUGGUGAAGGUGGACCCGCAGGGGGCCCUGGAGGAGCUCAAAAAGCUGGAGCUGUCCCGCAUGCAGGAAAGGAUGUCCCUGAAGCACCAGAACAGGGGCAAGUGGGCCAAAUCCAGAGCCAUCAUGGCCAAGUACGACCUGGAGGCCCGCAGGUCCAUGCAGCAGCAGCUGGAGGUGAACAAAGAACUCACCCAGAAACUGGUGGCUCCUCUGGAGAGCGAGGAGGAGGAGCGGGCUGAAGAUGCAGACAUGCUGCCUGACUGUGUGAACGUCACAGAGCUCCAGAGGGAUUUCUCCAACCCCUGGAUGAGAGGGCAGCUGUCCCAGGAGUCCACGGAGAGGAAGAUAAGCAGCACGGAGAGUGUGACCGUGGAGGCAGCUGAGGAGGAGGAGGAGGAGGAGGAGGAACCAAAGGAGGAAGAGCUCCUCAGAGAGCUGGACAGUAGGAGGAAACAGCGCCAGACUGAGGAGUCCAACACAGUCAUCCUCAUUGAUGAUGAGGAGGAGGAGGAGGAAGAUGUGACAAAAAAACAAACUCCAGAGAAACAAGCAGAGGCUCCCGAUGAAGAGGAGGAAGUGAUGAAGGACCAAACACUGGAAGAAGAAGCCGUUUCUUCUGAUGAGGAGGAGGCGGGGCUUUCAGAGUUCACCCGGAUCUUCAGGGGGCUGACUGGAGGUCUGACUGCAGGUGAUGCAGACAUCAGGGGUCCCUCAGCUCAGCUGGAGGAGGGUCUGAUCAGGUUCAGGUCUGUGGAGGACACCGAAGAUCUGCCGCAGGAGGAGCUCGUGGCGCCCCCACCGGCCCCCCCCUCAGAACCAGCCCUGUCCUCAGAGUGCCAGGUGGUCCCGAGCAGGAAACGGAAGAAAGGAAUCGAGCUGACAGAGGUCCUGACCAAAGACACGACGGCUGUAAGAGUCCCCCUGGCUCCCACCAUCACAGACUCUGAGGACCAGCUGGACCAGAGGGGGCUCAUCAAGGAGGCCUUCGCCGGCGAUGAUGUCAUCUCUGACUUCAUCCGAGAAAAAAGGAAACAGGAGGAGGCGGGAAAGCCCAAAGCCGUGGACCUGACCCUUCCCGGCUGGGGGGAGUGGGGAGGACUUGGUCUCCGACCCUCAAAAAGGAAACGCAGGAGAUUCAGGACGAAGGCGGCGCCGGCCCCUCCCAGAGCCGACCGGCACCUUCCCAGCGUCAUCAUUUCUGAGAAGAGGAACAGCUCCGUCAGCCUCCACCAGGUCAGCUCGCUGCCGUUCCCCUUCGAGAACCACGCCCAGUUCGAGAGCUGCAUCCGCGCCCCGCUGGGCCGCACCUGGAACACGGAGCGCACCGUGAAGAAGGUCACCAAGCCCCGGGUGCUCACCAGACUGGGAACCAUCAUCGAACCCAUGGACCAGGAGGAGCUGCUGAAGGACCAAAAGAAGAGCUGCUCGGUCGGCUCCAAAAAAACCCAAAAGUAACCUGAAAAGUGACGAGUUUUCAGUUAAUCUGCUUCUUUGUGGUCACACACACACCGGAUUAAAUAGUUUAAAUCAAACACCUUUUUUUUUCUUGUAAAUCAGAGUCAAUAAAUUAGGAGGUUUUUUUCCUGCUAAGUCAAAUGUGACAGAACAUUGUAAAUAAUGUGCACAAUUUCAUGAAAUGCAACAACGUUAAUGCUAUAUUUUGAGAUCUGUUUGAGCUUGAAGUGUGUGUUGCAGGCAUGAUGUCAGCAGUUAAGGCUCGAACUUUAAGGAAAAAUAUUGUGCGAUGUAUCGAGCUGGAAGUGUGUGUUUGAGAUGAUGCUAAACUACUAACCCACCAAAAUCUUAGGUUAAUAUUUGUGAAAUUGGCAGAGUUAAAGCCCAUCUUUGGGUUUUGCUAAUGUCAACGAUUAUUUCCUAAUUGUUUCAUUAAAGAAGGUUCAGUGGUUUGUUUGGUAUUUUGCUAACAAACAGGCAGAAAUGUGUGGUAAUUAGAAAAAGCUUAAAUGGUUUAAGAAACCCAUCCAGUUGAAACAUCCAGUUGUCUGUAAUGUAAUGUUACCAAUGUUUUUUGGGGCGGGGUAUCACCUGAAAUAAAAAAUAAAGUUAUUUAAUGUUACAUGUGUUUAUGCAGCUUUACACUAACUAAUAAACGGACCUGUUUUAAUUGGC